Molecule: messenger RNA, 2182 nt
Organism: Colletotrichum destructivum
Lineage: Eukaryota; Fungi; Ascomycota; Sordariomycetes; Glomerellales; Glomerellaceae
Exons: 4
Coding region: 87-1811 (574 amino acids)
Biological process (GO): DNA-templated transcription; regulation of DNA-templated transcription
Molecular function (GO): DNA-binding transcription factor activity, RNA polymerase II-specific; DNA binding; zinc ion binding
Source: RefSeq, a predicted model, not a curated record
AUAACUGAGUUCUCGACGUCGUCCGAGGAGCCAGCCGUUUUGACUUUACAUACAUUCGGCCUUCUGUUCGACUCUGGAGUAACGUCAUGCCCUCUUCUCGACCCUUUCGACCUCGACGCCAAACCCCACGGGUGUCCAAAGCAUGCCACCAUUGCCGCGCCGGCAAGGUCAAAUGUGAUGGAGCCAAGCCUCAGUGCGGCACUUGCACUCGCCAGUCUCGAGAAUGCGAGUACACCACCGUCGAUGGUCGGAAGACCCGCCACUCGGAAGCCGAGUUUCUUGCCCUGAGGAACCGGAUCGCUUUUCUCGAGUCACGGCUGACAGCGAGCCAACCCAUUCCGUCGAAAGAGGGCCAUGACACGCAACUAGUAACUCACAGCGGCUGUAAUACACCACAACCUCCCUGCCGAGAAGAAGAUGUUGCUGCGCUAGAGGCCAACGACGAGCAGAGGGCAUGGGCCAUUGGAACAAAUGGCGCCGAUAACGUUGUUGGCGUUCUCAGAACCCCCGAGUACUGGCAAAUUGACGAACUGUUCCCAGGCCUGACCCCGACGGCGCACUCGGAAUCGUCACUCCUUCAAGUCUUCGUCUCUAUUCUCGGAAGUUUCUGGAAUGACAGAACUAGCGGGAAGAGGCUCUACGUUGGUCCAACCAGCAACCUGCACCUCUCAGAAGCUCCCGCCCCUCCCAUCGUACCAUCCUCGUGGCUCCAAAGAGUCGUGAGACCGCCUCUUGCCUCCUGUGGAGCAGCACUGCCAGAGGAUGAGCUUCUGAACUGCUACUGGGUCCAUGUCAACCCCCACUUUCAACUAUACAGCUCGGAGCAUGAGAUCAAGAAUCACAUGCGUCGCAACCCUCUUUUGCGUACAUCGGUACUCGCUGUGGGCGGCCUCUUUCUUGAAGCAGGGGAUGCGGAUUCGGAUGAGCGCAGCCUCGUUCGGGACUCGUACAUCGAACGCUGCGUCGAAAGGUUUACCAGACUGAGCGGUGAAGCAAUCGAGGUUGUCUCGCUGUCCAACGUUCAAGCCUUCCUGCUUCGAUCGUAUCUGGCUACGAUGAUGGGGAGACUCGAGUCGGCAACGAUAUUUCUUGGGAUCGCCUGCAACAUGGCCAAGAUUAUGGGCCUCCACGUCAACCCGGAUUCAUUGCGUGGCGGCGACCAGCCCAUGCCACCUACACCGAUCGAUAGCGACAGAAAACGGACAUUUUGGGCUUGCUUCCGGAUGGAUAGAUGCUUGGCGAUACUCGAAGGCCGUGCCGUGCUGAUGGCAGCAUGCGAUAUAUCGGUAGAACCACCGCUCCGGGAAGCACUGAACACGUACAAAAGCCCAGGCGCUGCGACAGUAACGCCAGAGGUACUUUACGCGUUCCACAUUGACCUAGCCGACUUGCAGGAUAAGUGCUUGGGUAAAAUCUUGUGCUAUCACACGGGCCUGCUUCUCCUACACCGGCCCGCGUUGAAAAGCACCGGUCAUCGAGACGACCAUCUGGCAAACAGCCGUUGCUCGGAGUCGGCAUCGGCCAUAGCCGGGCUCCUGAAGGCCUACAGCGACCAGUUCGCCAACUCGGUGGCCGACUCCAUGGUCGUGCACGCGGCCUUCACGGGCGCUCUCGCCCAAAUGGUCCUGCUCGAGCACCCGGAUAUCGCCUCCUACUACAAGACCACCAGGGCGUUGAAGACCAUCGUCGACUUCCUCGUCUGGGUCGGGCCUCGGUCCGAGUACGCACGCAACGUCUACAACGACCUCCGCCAGUUCGCCCUCAAGUGGUCGAUAAAACCGGCGAACUCGCCAACGUUUUGGCAAACCUAGAAUGUGCUGGUAGGUUCUACACCGCCGCCAGUAACUGGAGACCUGUGCCUGCGUCGUAAACUUCAUCUCCAGUUGAUGAAAUCAGGCUUUGAGGGCGGAUUGCUUAGCAUGUGGUACACGCAAACGCCGAGGACCAAGGCCAUUAUACCACGUGUGUGUAUGUUAGAAACGAUGUUGCGCUUAAUCCGUAGUGCCUCUGAGUCCAAGUAUCCCCCUCUUGACUCGACUGGUAGCUGCGCUAGCACCAACUAUAAUUAGGUUCCUAGGAACGACGGUGGGAAAAGACCCUUUUCUGAUCAGAGUGGGCAAGUGUCAACCCACCUUAUUCCAGGAGAGUACAUUACAUUGCCUAAGUGUGAGCCCAAGACUCC